UUCUUAUGGUGAUUUCAAAGGCGGCAAAGAAGAAGAAUUCUAUACCAUAAAAUUUAUCCGCACGUGUAUAUUUAAUUUGAAGUUUUUAUUCUAUCAGAUUAAUAAAUCUUUGUAGUAAUGCCUCCAGUACGCAAAGCCAAGCCAGAAAACCGUCAAAUUUCUAAAGAAUCUCUGGAGACUACUGCAGUCGUUUCAGGGCAGUUAGACAAGAAAAUCAAGAAACAGCAACAAAGGAAUAAUGAUAAACGCGGGAUUGUCUUUGUUAAGCAUCUUCCUCAUGGAUUCUUCGAAGAACAAUUGAAGAACUACUUUGAACAGUUCGGUGCAGUUUCACGCGUACGGCUUGGACGUUCACGUCGUACUGGUGGCAGCAAAGGCUAUGCCUUUGUGGAAUUUGAGUAUCCGGAAGUAGCAGAGGUGGCUGCUGAGACUAUGGAUAAUUACCUUAUGUUUAAGAAAGUGGUUAAAGCCUCUUAUAUUCCUCCAGAAAAACAGUUAUUCAACUACUUUAAAACCUCUGUGCGGAAAGUAACAAAUAAGGCUGGCAAAGAUUUAUAUGUAUCUCAUAAAACAGCCGCAAUACAACGCAAAGUAAAGCAAAUGAAUAAUUGGUCCAACAAGAGUUAUCAAAAGCGCGCGUUAAAAAAAUUGGAAAAGGUGAAAAAACUAAACCGAAAGUAUGCGCAUUUGGGCAUUGAUUUUUCAAAGAUACUUGUUGAACCGAGUAAAUUAGAUCAAGAUGAUAAGACAGAAGUUGCAGAAGCUAUUGAAGAAGGUCCCAAAACAAAAACGCGUGGAAACAACUUAAAAAGAGGUGUUGCUGAGGAAAAUAAGAAAUCAAAAAAGUCAAAGAAAGAUAUAGAACUGCAGGAUCUACUUGGCAAUACAAUAAAUGAUGAUGAUUCGGGGGACGAAGACUACAUUGUUCCACCCCAUAUUGAUGGUGAAAGUAAGGAUGAAGAUGAGAAC
Molecule: messenger RNA, 969 nt
Organism: Rhagoletis zephyria (snowberry fruit fly)
Lineage: Eukaryota; Metazoa; Arthropoda; Insecta; Diptera; Tephritidae
Product: MKI67 FHA domain-interacting nucleolar phosphoprotein
Molecular function (GO): RNA binding
Source: RefSeq, a predicted model, not a curated record